Letharia columbiana is the source of this 1380-nucleotide messenger RNA. RefSeq lists its product as uncharacterized. The transcript has 2 exons. Gene Ontology annotation, biological process: positive regulation of mitochondrial translation. NCBI's taxonomy places the organism in Eukaryota, Fungi, Ascomycota, Lecanoromycetes, Lecanorales, Parmeliaceae. The coding region runs from base 1 to 1380 and encodes 459 amino acids. The record is from RefSeq and is a predicted model, not a curated record.
AUGCCAUCGAAUCUGAACUGCCUGUGUCUUCGGCUUCCACGCAUCUUCACUCCCUACCAGCGCCGGCCUUUCAGCUCUCUACCAAUCAUCCAGAGUCCUGCUCUCCGACUGAGAAGCUCCUCCUUUCAUUCUACCGGUGGUCUGCGUUCGCGAAAGCGGAAUGAGCGAAAUGACUACUUCUCAACAAGCGCCCCGUUCUUCCUACAGCAAGACGCGAAGCUGGAGAAACCUCCUGCGAAGAUAGAAGAAUCUCCUGGAAACAACAAGCGAAAGACUACAAGAUCCCAGGCAGCAAAGAACUCUCUGCGGAGAGUCGCAGUUGAGGCUCAACGGUCUAGAGAUGGGAAAGGGUCAAAGAAGACGCCGGCCGUUGCCCAUCAGGCAACUUCUAAGACCGUGACUGCGAUCUGCGCUGCUGAAGAAUACGACGUCGCUGAAGUAGCUCGCAUACUUCAGGGCUUGGGCAACAUCUUGGAUCCCUACAAAACGGAGCUGUAUCCGCAGGUGGUACAUGUAGCAUUGCCGGUCCACGCAGAUCCUUCAAACCCAGAAGAGACGAGUGUUGGCGAUGUCUUUGUGUUUCCAUCUGGCACUGUAGUUGCAUGGGCCAUUCCGGAGAGCGUACUUACGCCAUUGGUGUCGAAAACGCUUCUCCCAGCUGCCAAAUACCCACUUCUUCAGCUCGAGGAGGAGGAUCUUGACUACUCUGAAGACCCAAGCAGAGAACACAGCAGUAUCAAAGGCGAUAGAAUCAACCUGGGCACCAAAUCAAAGUUUGCUCAGGCCGCAGAAAACGAGACUGAAGCAUCGCUAGCUGCAGAUACCGACGGGUUCCAGGUCCACAGUCGAAACCUUGACACGGUGCUUACAAAGAUAGCCUUCUCAUCUGGUUUAGCUCGGUCAACGAAGCUGGCCGUACUCGAGACUCUUCUAAGAGAUUAUCAAGAGUCCACUAGAACUAUUCCCUCCCAACUUUCCCGCGGAGGCCGCAUGCCUUUUACGCGACGUUUCAUAUCGACAAAGACAGGCCAGCUCCUCAGCAUCCGGGCCCAACUGAAUCUCUACUCCGAGUUGACGGACUCCCUGCCCGACCUCUUCUGGGACAGCCGCCACGAAUUGAGACUCGAAGGCUACUACGACGAGGUUGGAAGAGCACUGGAUACCAACAUCCGCAUCAAAACCUUGAACGAGAAGAUGGACUACGCACAGGAAAUAGCUAGCGUGCUGCGGCAGCAUUUGAGCGAGGCACAUGGUGUCCGGCUGGAAUGGAUUAUCAUCUUGUUAAUUGCGGUUGAAGUUAUCUUUGCGUUACAAAGAGAGUUCAAGGAAUGGCACGAGGGCCGUGCUCUGGAGGAUCAAGAGCGUAUGGUCGCUGAAUGA